AUGGAUUUAGUGGGGCUCUUGAUCUUGAUUUCGUUUGUUAAGUACGGAGAAGCUGUGAGACCGUUAUUGAAGUCGAUUAAGAUAAGUGAAAAUGUUAUCUACGACUGCGUGGAUAUCUAUAAACAACCAUCGCUUAGUCAUCCCCUGCUCAAGAACCACACCAUCCAAAUAGCAGGCAUGAGGUCGGAAGGUAAUGGUCUAUAUCACGGGACCUCUGCGCUGUUAAGUACACACUACUUGAAGAUAGAUCCCCAUGGAGUUUCUACAUAUGCGAUGCAAUAUGUAAUCGCUGAAUCCAAUGGCCAAAAGAACACUAUCGAAGCGGGGUGGAUGAUAAACAUGGACUUGUUUGGUGAUGGCCGUGCUUGGUCUUACGGAUCUUGGAUGGGUGCCAACGGGGCGGGUUGCAUCAACACAAAAUGUCCAGGGUUUGUGCAAGUUGGAAAUAAUAAUUUCUUGAGUGAACCUCUUGAUACCACUAGGGACAAGUCAUUUAUUAGGUUUUCCAUUCAUCAGGAUCAUGCGACAGGAAAUUGGUGGAUUACUCAAAUACUCAAAGACUCUAAGAGUGAUAUCGGUUAUUGGCCAAAGGAACUGUUCGAUGUAUUAGGCGGCGGUGCUACGUCGGUGGGAUUCUCUGGCGUGGUCCGCGCUCCUCCAAAUGGUCCGAGCCCGCCCAUGGGGAACGGCAACCUACCGAAAGACAAGGAUCCUUAUCACUCGGCGUUUUUCGCUAAUCUCGAAAUCUUAGGACAGGAUUAUUUGUCGUAUAGGGCUGACAACUUUACGUUCAACAGGGUGAUAGACAACGAGAAAUGCUAUGGUCUACGCUAUGCCGGAUUCGAUAAUGAUAAUGUCGGUGUCUAUUUCACCUAUGGCGGUCCAGGAGGAAAUUCAUGCGGUGUCUGA
This is a messenger RNA of Tarenaya hassleriana, 909 nucleotides long. RefSeq lists its product as uncharacterized. The coding region runs from base 1 to 909 and encodes 302 amino acids. Lineage: Eukaryota; Viridiplantae; Streptophyta; Magnoliopsida; Brassicales; Cleomaceae. The transcript has 6 exons. The record is from RefSeq and is a predicted model, not a curated record.